AUGAAGUUGGUUAGCCUUGGAAUAUCUGCAAUUGUUCUUAUAGAGCUGGGCAACAGGUUCCUCUCUGGUGUGUUUCCAAAGCUUCUGAAUCCUAAUGUGGCUUCAUUCGCAGAAAAUGUUAAUGUUACUUUCAGUGAUGUUCAAGGCUGCGAUGAAGUGAAAAAAGAACUUCAGGAUAUUGUUGAAUUUCUUCGAAACCCUGAAAAGUUCAAUCACAUUGGAGCUAAGCUUCCCAAAGGCGUUCUUUUAGUAGGCCCCCCAGGAGUGGGAAAAACACUGCUCGCCAAAGCUGUUUCUGGAGAAGCUCAGGUACCUUUCUUAUAUGUUUCUGGAAGCAGUUUUGAAGAGGUUUUCGUUGGACUAGGAGCUUCUCGUGUUCGACAACUUUUGCUUCUGCUAAACGAAACUCACCAUGUUUAA
Messenger RNA from Heterobilharzia americana, 420 nucleotides. The record is from the annotation of a GenBank genome assembly. Lineage: Eukaryota; Metazoa; Platyhelminthes; Trematoda; Strigeidida; Schistosomatidae.